This is a messenger RNA of Pundamilia nyererei, 2123 nucleotides long. Its product is annotated as cytosolic phospholipase A2 gamma-like. Gene Ontology annotation, molecular function: calcium ion binding; calcium-dependent phospholipid binding. The coding region runs from base 192 to 1922 and encodes 576 amino acids. Gene Ontology annotation, biological process: glycerophospholipid catabolic process. The transcript is spliced from 15 exons. Gene Ontology annotation, cellular component: nucleoplasm; nuclear envelope; cytosol. Lineage: Eukaryota; Metazoa; Chordata; Actinopteri; Cichliformes; Cichlidae. The record is from RefSeq and is a predicted model, not a curated record.
UGACGGAUAGGUCUCUGCAAAAACAAUCAAGACAGAGAAGCACUGACUUCAACCCAGAGUUGCCUGAUAGCAGGACAUAAAAAGGACUUCUGAGCUAGACGAGAAUCUUUAGUCUGCUCCGUCCACAUCCAGCCAUGUUGUGUGGAUAUACCAGCCGGGCGACUGGUCUGCUCUGUGCUUGUAUUGUGAUGAUGGGAUCUAUGGAACUACCUGUGGACAACAGGAGGAACCUGUGGACAGUCCCUCAGCAGAAGAAUCCAGCUCUUUCAGAGUUCAAGAAGUAUGUACAUCAGUCACAGUCCUUAUCUGCUGGAGAGCAGGAGUUUGUCCUGAGGAGGAAACAAGUAGUUCAGAAAUCACUCAAUAAACUGGGACUCACAUGUACACUGGAUAUGGUUCCUCACAUUGCACUGUUGGGGUCAGGCGGAGGUCAGAGAGCAGCUGUGGGUCUGAUGGGAUCCCUCUUUCAGAUGGAAAAAGAUGGUUUGCUGGACACUGUGCUCUACCUGGGAGGAGUUUCUGGGUCUGCCUGGUCCAUGGCCACCUUAUACAGUGACCACCAGUGGAGCACCAACAUGGACAAUGCUGUGUCCAGGCUGUCGAAGCCUGGGAUUGGGCUUACGGAUGUUCUGAUCUUUUUGGCCAAGAGGGCACAAGAUGGUCACUUCUCUCUCACUGACAUCUGGGGGGUCUUAACCUCUGGUUUCAUCAUGAAACAGUUGGAUGUCCGAAGUCUUUCUGAGGAUGGCACAAGCAUCACCAAUCCUUAUCCCAUUUAUAGCACAGUGAACAAAAACUGCUUGCAACAUGAUUCUGAAAAAGGCAAAUGGUUUGAGAUGACUCCUCAUCAGGCUGGCUUCAUAGAUCUGGGUCUCUUCAUUAACACUCCAAACCUGGGCAGCAGAAUCCAUGGAGCUGGUUCUGACGUCAAAGGGCCAGAACUAGACAUGGUCACGCUGCAAGGCUUAGUGGGGAGUGCUUUAGCAGACGAUGAGAGUGUGGUGACCUAUAUUCUUGACUGGUUAAAAGUUCUAGUGGGGAAGGAAGCUACUGAUGAAAACAACCCGUUGGAGUUUCUCUGGACUAAAGAGGGCAUCAAAAUAAACUACACUGCAUCAUCUGAGAUGAAGCUCUUAGAACUGCAUAAUGUGAUCUUUAAGGACUGGUGUCAGAAAACUUUGGCCUCCUUACAGUCGUGGAGUCAGAAUAUGGAUGAAGGACCAGCCAGAUAUUACGUUUCUUGGUUUAUACAAACACUCAUCGCACAGAUUAAAAAACUGGAAUGGGGCAAAACUGAAAACUUCCUCUACCAAUACCCAGAUGCCAGAGUGCCAUCAUGCAUUAGAGUUAAAGAGUUUCUGCAGCUCAUAGAUGCUGGUGUGAUGAUAAACAUGCCCUACCCCCCCUUCCUGGGAGAAAAGAGAGACACUGACCUCCUUAUUGCUCUGGAAUACGGAGCUGACGAAACCUUCAGGACUCUGAUUCUCGCCAGAGACUAUGCAGCCAAACUGAAGAAACCUUUCCCAAAGUUAGAGGAGAAAUUCCUGAAGGAGAAAGACUGGCCAAGGCCCUGCUAUGUUUUCAAGGGGAAAAAGAAGGAGCCCACCAUCCUUUACAUGCCACUCUUCAACAGGCAGAACUGCAAAGAUGAGAACGAGUUCAAAGCAAAGAUGAAGGAGUUCUCCACCUUCCAGCUUCCAUUCAGCCAGCAGAAAAUCGAGUUUUUGUUGGAGACGGUGAAAGCGAACAUGAAGUACAGCAAGGACACUCUCCUCAGGGAAAUAGCCAAGGCUGUCAUCCGCCGACACAUCAAGGCUUCAGAUGGCGUCCCGCUAUGGUCACUGGCUUCAGAUGUUCAACACUUUACUAGAGUUCUGAAAAGGAGGGACAAAGGUGACAAACAGGAAGCAGCUCAAGCCUAAACCUGAUCCUACGACGGUUUUGAAGUGCUUAUUAUGCGUCUUUUUGUUUUAGCAAUCACAACCGCCGUGAGGCACCAAGCAGGGGGAUUGAAAGGGUUCAAGAAUCCAACAAUUCAGGGUUUAAACAGUAAAUGUUUUGUGGCUCAAUGUAGCAACUUCACAUGUCCACAGAGGAAUGGAAUGCAAUGACACUAUUGCAUU